GUCUCGAUCGAAGCACAUUUUGAAGUUCAAUUUAUUUUGUCAGUAGAUUUAGAUUUUAGAUCUAAAAUCUAGUAUUAAAUAUAAUUUUAGUUGUUAAGUUCUCGUAGCAAACACUAUACCAAUUGUGUGCCUGUGAUCAUCAUGCCACCCAAAAAAGUUGAAGAACCUGAGAAGAAACCACUUAUUGGACGUGUAGGCACAAAUCUGAAGGUUGGAAUCGUUGGUAUUCCGAAUGUUGGUAAGUCGACAUUCUUCAAUGUCCUCACCAAGAGUGAAGCUGCAGCUGAAAAUUUUCCAUUUUGUACCAUCGAUCCAAAUGAAAGUCGUGUACCAGUGCYGGAUCAACGAUUUGAUUAUUUAGUUGAAUAUUUCAAACCAGCCAGCAAAGUUCCAGCAUUUUUGAACGUUGUAGAUAUAGCUGGGCUCGUCAAAGGAGCUGCAGAAGGCCAAGGUCUUGGGAAUGCCUUUUUGUCCCACAUAAAAGCAUGCGAUGCUCUGUUCCAUUUGUGCCGUGCAUUUGACGCCGAGGAUGUAAUUCACAUCGAGGGUGAAGUUAAUCCUAUUAAAGAUAUGGAAGUUAUUAAUGAAGAGUUACGUUUAAAAGACGAAGAAUAUUUUAAUGCCAAUUUGGAAAAACUUGAAAAAUUAGCUAUACGUGGCGGAGAUAAAAAACUCAAACCAGAAUAUGAUACUUUUUUAAAAAUCAAAACUGUUUUAGUCGAUGAAAAGAAACAUAUCAGGUUUGGCGAUUGGAGCGCUCUUGAUAUAGAAUUUCUCAAUAAACAUAUGUUCAUCACGACAAAGCCAGUCAUUUAUCUGGUAAAUCUAUCAGAAAAAGAUUAUAUCCGAAAAAAGAACAAGUGGCUGAUAAAAAUUAAAGAAUGGGUGGACAAAAAUGAUCCUGGUGCAAUUAUUAUACCGUUUAGUGGAGUUUUUGAAAAUAAAAUUAUUGAAAUGGAGGAACCAGAACGCAAAAAAUACUUGGAAGAAGUUCAAGCUACCAGUGCUUUGGACAAAAUAAUUAUCCAAGGUUACAAAGCAUUGCAGUUACAGUAUUUUUUCACUGCUGGACAUGACGAAGUCAAAGCUUGGACUAUUCAAAAAGGUUUUAAAGCACCCCAGGCAGCUGGAAGAAUUCAUACAGAUUUUGAAAAAGGAUUCAUUAUGGCCGAGGUGAUGAAGUUUGAAGAUUUCAAAAAUGAAGGAACUGAAGCUGCUUGCAAAGCUGCGGGGAAAUAUAGGCAACAAGGCAGAAAUUAUGUUGUAGAAGAUGGGGAUAUUAUAUUUUUCAAAUUUAAUGCUGGAGCUGGCUUGAAAGACCCAAAAAAGAAGUAAAAUUCACUUUUUUUUGGGUCAGCUCCGAGUCGAUUGCCAGACAUUUUUCGAGUAUACGUCUGCAAAUAGUUAUAUGAUUAUAUGACAUGAAU
Messenger RNA from Diuraphis noxia (Russian wheat aphid), 1427 nucleotides. RefSeq names its product obg-like ATPase 1. NCBI's taxonomy places the organism in Eukaryota, Metazoa, Arthropoda, Insecta, Hemiptera, Aphididae. The record is from RefSeq and is a predicted model, not a curated record. Gene Ontology annotation, molecular function: ATP binding; ATP hydrolysis activity; GTP binding. Gene Ontology annotation, cellular component: cytoplasm.